AUGGCGAUCCUGUCUGAAAUCGUCCGCUUCAUCCUCCCACCCACAAAGGCCAAAGCCACCGAAUUCCACAAGCUGCGACAGCACGUCGCGCAGGCGUACAACGUCCGCGACCAGUAUUUUGGAAACACCAUCCGGACCGGGGCGCCGGGCGUGCGGGUCCGGGGCGACGAGAUGUGUUGGGUCAUUCACUGGCCACAAGACUCCAGCCUCGCCGAGAACGCGGAGCUGAAGGCUCAACUGAGACAGCUCACGCUCCCAUCUUCAGAGGGCGGCACCACCGACGGAAAAAACAGGGAUGUGACGUCUCUGCUCUUCCGAUUCGAAGACUCGCAAGUCCCAGAACUGAAGAAAGCGCUGGAAUCCCCCUUGUGCGAAUUCGCAAUCAACAACCUCACGCCGAACCACCCCCGCGGCGACGCCGCCUUCGUCACGUCCAUGCACAAGACCUUCACCGACUGCUAUUACACUCGGGGGUUCGUGGGCGGGAACUGGGCCUACGCGCUCAACACGGUCGACAAGACCGAGGGUGUUGUUGUCCCUGUCGUCGACGAUCUUGGUGGUGGUGCUGCUGCUGCGGUAGAUGCCGCCACAUCUCAGGACGAAACGGCGCAGCGCAAGGGAGAAAUCCCCCAGGACGAGCGCAGGCUUGCGUGUUACUACCUGGGCUGGGAAACGGUCGAGGACCAUCGAGCGUACACAAAGACGCCGCUGUUUCGGGAAGAGAUCGACAAACUCUCCCCAUAUUUCGCCCCUGGAACGGGAGCGUGGUACGUCAGGUUCGAAAAGCACUGA
Fonsecaea nubica is the source of this 792-nucleotide messenger RNA. RefSeq lists its product as hypothetical. The record is from RefSeq and is a predicted model, not a curated record. Bases 1 to 792 code for a protein of 263 amino acids. Lineage: Eukaryota; Fungi; Ascomycota; Eurotiomycetes; Chaetothyriales; Herpotrichiellaceae. The transcript has 4 exons.